UCCAACACAGCAGUGCUGAUUUCCAGAGCCAUUUCCCCUUUCCCUUCCUAUCUUCGACAUUAAAUCAUUCAUUCUUUCACCAUUUCGCGAAUCAUUCAUACCGGGAAUCAUCUUGAAUCUCCACACACCUUUUUCUGCACCUCAACAACGCACAAUCGGAAGAAUAGAGAGGGAUGGGCGUUGAUUACUACAAGAUACUGCAGGUCGACAAAAAUGCCAAAGAUGAUGACUUGAAGAAAGCUUACAGAAAGCUCGCUAUGAAGUGGCAUCCCGACAAGAAUCCCAACAACAAGAAGGAUGCUGAGGCCAAAUUCAAACAGAUUUCCGAAGCCUAUGAUGUUCUAAGUGAUCCUCAAAAGAGGGCUGUAUAUGAUCAGUACGGCGAAGAAGGUCUCAAGGGCCAAGUCCCGCCGCCGGAUGCUGGUGCCGCCGGUGGUGGCGCAUCGUUCUUCCAAUCAGGAGACGGACCAAACAUGUUCAGAUUCAAUCCAAGAAAUGCCGAUGAUAUAUUCGCGGAGUUCUUCGGGUUUUCAGGCGGCAGUGGAAUGAGGGGCGGGCCUCGAGGGUUCGGUGGUUCUAUGUUCGGUGAGGACAUGUUCAGCUCAUUCGGUGGUGGAGACGGCCGCCCAAUGAGUUCUGCUCCCAGAAAGGCGCCCCCAAUCGAGAAGAAGCUGCCUUGUAGCUUGGAAGACCUCUACAAGGGUGCUACAAAAAGGAUGAAAAUCUCCAGAGAGAUAUCCGAUGCCACUGGGAAGACAUUGCCAGUGGAGGAGAUUCUGACCAUUGACAUAAAACCCGGCUGGAAGAAGGGAACGAAGAUCACUUUCCCGGAGAAAGGGAACGAGCAACCGAAUGUGAUUCCUUCGGAUUUAGUGUUCAUUAUCGAUGAGAAGCCCCACAGUGUUUUCACGCGAGAUGGUAAUGAUCUAAUUGUAACGCAGAAGAUACCGCUGGCUGAAGCAUUGACAGGAUACACACUUCACCUCACCACCUUGGAUGGAAGAAACUUGACAGUUCCUAUAAACACAGUCAUCCAUCCCACCUAUGAAGAGGUGAUUCCAAGAGAAGGGAUGCCUUUGCCUAAAGAUCCCACCAAAAGGGGCAAUCUAAGGAUCAAAUUCAACAUUAAGUUUCCAACUAGGUUGACGCCUGAGCAAAAAUCCGGAAUCAAGAAUCUACUCUCUGCUUGAUUCAUUUCUCUUUUUUACUGUGUGUUUGCUGACGGCUGGUGUUUUCAAGGAUAUAUACAUUUUAGCUGCUAGUGAAAAACAAUGUUUAUUAUUAAUACAUUUGCAUCAUAUUGUAUUCA
This is a messenger RNA of Salvia hispanica, 1309 nucleotides long. RefSeq lists its product as uncharacterized. Lineage: Eukaryota; Viridiplantae; Streptophyta; Magnoliopsida; Lamiales; Lamiaceae. The record is from RefSeq and is a predicted model, not a curated record. Gene Ontology annotation, cellular component: cytosol. Gene Ontology annotation, molecular function: protein-folding chaperone binding.